Molecule: messenger RNA, 1748 nt
Organism: Vicugna pacos (alpaca)
Lineage: Eukaryota; Metazoa; Chordata; Mammalia; Artiodactyla; Camelidae
Source: RefSeq, a predicted model, not a curated record
CCCACCUGGGGUUUAAAAAGGCAGAGCAGACCAGAGCAGUGAGACUGUCCCCUGCCCCUUCCCUCACGGCAUCCGGAGCCCCAGACCUCCCAGGGGCGGCCGUGCAGGCAGGCCGGGCCCAUGGAAGCCGGGGCCACGCGUUUUCUAAUGACCUACCGUGUGCGGCUGAAGCAAAUAUUGAAGCAAACUCCAGAAAUACCUACACGGAGACUCAGCAUUGCUUUUGUAUUGAUCGCGCUAAACUGCUUAAUAAUUCAUUUGCUCAUCUCAGGGUCUGAAUGUCUUUCUGUUUGUUCUCAGCAUCGUAGACAAAAUGCUGGGCGAGGGGCUGCAGCUCAGGGCCUCCCUGGGGCUGCACAGUGUAAGGUGAGCGUGGGAAGACAGGGCCCUUCGUGCCCAGCCAAGAGCGCCUGCGCUCAGCUCCAAGGUCACAACUCGUAAGAGCCUUGGCAGAGCUGGACAGACACCUGGGAGGUCCCUGGGGACCUGAGACGUGGCUGACCCUGUGGGAGGGCCCUGGGGACCUGAGACGUGGCUGACCCUGUGGGAGGGCCCUGGGGACCUGAGACGUGGCUGACCCUGACGGAGGGCCCUGGGGACCUGAGACGUGGCUGACUGUGGCCUUGCUUCCACCUGAUGAGUGCUCUGAACACGGUUAGAAGUGAGCGGGCUCACCUCCGAGGUCACUUCUGUCCUAAUACUGGAUCCUCACGGGCUGUUUAUGUAGCCCCAUGAGAGGGAAAAACCAGAAAUACUGGUCUCCUAUCUGCUUCCGCCUCUUUCAGGGAGGCCCGGGGCAGGGUGCCUCAGAGCAUCCUGCUGAGCGUCCAGGCUCAGACCCACCACAGGUGCGUGACCCUGCUAGUCCUCAGAGCCGAGCGGGCGGGGAGAGUCCCUGUUUCCUGGGCUCUUACCUAAUUCUUAACCAGCCUCUUCAAGUUACAGAUUUCACAGCUAAAUACAUGAAUAUGAUCUUGCUCAAAGGAUUUGCCAACAGGAAGUGCUCUGGAUCUGGUCGGUGUUUUUGUUUUGUUUUUCUCAACAAGCACAGUGAGACAUGGACUUCCUCAUUCCAGGAGGAGGACACGUGCCACCCCGGGCCAGCCCCCCCAGAGGGGACAGGAGCCGACACCCAGCUCGGAUCCCACGGGGAUCCAGAGCUUCUAGCAAAGACACUCUUCCAGCAUCAGCGGGGCCGGCACCGUGUGACGCUGAGGAGCACGAUGGGGACGAGCCCCCGGUGGCCCCGUCACUCACCUUGGGGACGAGCCCAGCCAGUCCCCCCCACUUCGCACAGGAAGACUGACCCAGUCUCGCUUGUCGUCAGCCUUGCUGGGACUCCCACGCUGCGUCGCAAGUGCGAGGCAUCCAUGUGGACAAGGGCGCCUCGCCCGCAGCCUGUCCGGGUCUGGGAAGGAAGGGGCGGCCAUCAGGGUUACUUACUUAUUUAUUUAAUGGAGGUGCUGGGACUGAACCCAGGACCUCACGCAGGCCAAGCUCGUGCCCUCCCUCCGAGCUGUGCCCUCCCUCCUGGAAACACUCCCUCUUGGAAGGGACCGUACACCCCUGGCUCCCCUCCUCCAGCCUCUCCGCAGCCGGAAACAGUGGUGGGACUGUGCCCUCCUUCCCCAGAGCUGCCAGGUCUCUCCUGUCCCCACCCUGAGGCCAUCCCCAGCCCUCUCUCUUCACGUCCCGCCCCCAUCAGCAGAUCCAACAUCCAGCUCUUUAACAAGAAGCAUUGCCACUGA